Messenger RNA from Dendrobium catenatum, 948 nucleotides. Its product is annotated as dehydration-responsive element-binding protein 1E. The coding region runs from base 133 to 750 and encodes 205 amino acids. The transcript has a single exon. Gene Ontology annotation, biological process: regulation of DNA-templated transcription. The record is from RefSeq and is a predicted model, not a curated record. Lineage: Eukaryota; Viridiplantae; Streptophyta; Magnoliopsida; Asparagales; Orchidaceae. Gene Ontology annotation, molecular function: DNA-binding transcription factor activity; DNA binding.
UGUCUUCCAUCGCCGCGCGUCCUCUGCGCGGUUCACCGCGGCGUUCCCUCCCACUACUUAAGCCCCCGUUCUCUCUCUCUCUUUAUCUUCAACUCAUAACUCACUCUCUCACAGCUCCUCUCCUCCUCCUCCAUGGACUCCUCCGACAGCUUCUCCACCUCCGCUUCCUCCUCAUCCGACCACGCGCCCUCCCCUUCUUCCUUCUCCUCUUCGCCUUCCCCCCCUCCCAAGCGCAAGUCCGGCCGCAAGAAAUUCCGCGUUACUCGCCACCCCGUCUACCGCGGCGUCCGCGAACGCAACGGCGGCAAAUGGGUCUGCGAGGUGCGCGAGCCCCGCACCAAAACGCGCAUAUGGCUCGGCACCUACUCCGCACCGGAGAUGGCCGCCCGAGCACACGACGUCGCGGCGUUAGCCCUUCGCGGAAAAUCCGCUUUUUUGAACUUCCCGGACUCCGCCUGGGCUUUGCCCGUGCCGCGUUCGACCCGGCCCGACGAUAUUCGGCUGGCCGCCGUCAAGGCAGCCGAGAUGUACAAAACGCGGCCGGCGGCGUCGACGGUGCUUUCGUCUCUAGCGCCGCCUUCGGUUGCAGUGUUGGACGAGGAGGAUGUAUUCAAUAUCCCGGAACUGAUGAUGGAAAUGGCGGCGGGAAUGCUGAUAACGCCGCCGGGAAUGGUGGGGGGAUUUGACUGGGAUGCGGCGGAGCUGGUGGAGGAGGAAAUGCCGUUGUGGCAACAUGAUUUUUGGAAUUAGUUGUAGAGGAUUAAUGAACACACACAAAAACACACAAAAAAAUAUAAGGAUUUGUGUUGAGAUUAGUGCUAUCAAUGGUUUGCACUAAUUUUGAUGUAAAUUAAAGUGGGUUUUAUUAGUCUUAAUUUAUUUAGGUAAUUUUUUUUCUUAAUUAGUGAUAUGCAAAAUGAAAGCAUUAGAUAGAGAAGGAAAAUUUUG